This is a messenger RNA of Aphanomyces invadans, 993 nucleotides long. RefSeq lists its product as hypothetical. The transcript has 3 exons. The coding region runs from base 1 to 993 and encodes 330 amino acids. The record is from RefSeq and is a predicted model, not a curated record. NCBI's taxonomy places the organism in Eukaryota, Oomycota, Saprolegniomycetes, Saprolegniales, Verrucalvaceae.
AUGGCGACGAUCUCAAUCCUUGUCGGAUGCGCUGCGUGGUGGGCCGUAAACCACGUGAUCAAAGGGCCCUGCCACACGACUGCUCUCAAAGGAGAGCAAUGGGUCGAUGAGCUGCUGACGGGGAGCCACAGGCGCUUUCGCAACCAGCUGCGUAUGUUGCCAAGCACGUUCAACUCUCUGCUGGCGACUCUGCAGAGCAAGUACUCCCUGUCGUCAAGUCGCUAUGUGUCGGCCAAGGAAAAGUUGGCUACCUUUCUCUUCGUGAUUGCUUCGUUGUUGCUACUAUACCCCGUCGUGGUCACCCUUCCAAGCAAAGACAUUCCGUACGAAAUCCAUUCAAACCCAAAGAUGUACCCGUUCUUCGAACACUGCGUUGGCGCAUUGGAUGGGACGCAUAUACGAGCAACCCCUCCACCCGGAUUUGCAAAGCCAUUUCGCAACCGUAAGGGAUACGUCAGCCAAAACGUGGUUGCGGCCUGCUCGUUCGACUUGCGAUUCGUCUACGUGCUUGCGGGGUGGGAAGGCGCUGCGUCCGACGGCAGAGUUUUGAGCGAUGCCUUGUUGGGAAAGGGCUUUGAAAUUCCUGAGGGGAAGAUGUACCUGGGAGACGCAGGCUACAGUCUAAAAACGAACUUGUUGACACCGUACCGAGGUGUACGAUACCAUCUCCGCGAGUGGGCAGCUGGGAAUCAGCGCCCACAAAACGCCCGAGAACUGUACAACCUUCGUCACUACCAGCAGCGCAACUGCAUUGAACGUGUGUUCGGUGUGCUGAAGAAGCGGUUCAAGAUUCUGGAGUAUCCAUCAGAGUACCCGUUCACGACACAAGUUGACCUGGUCUACACGCUAUGCGCUCUACACAACAUCGUUAUGGAACUCGAAUAUGACCGCCACUUCCUCCAAAUGGCCGACAAGGCCAAGAAGAAGCGUGAUCAACUGCAGAAGCGCCGCGCUAACCGACACCGCCGCAUGUCCAAUGUGCCAACCGAGUAG